Messenger RNA from Acromyrmex echinatior (Panamanian leafcutter ant), 1793 nucleotides. It is a transcript of the gene Smug, whose product is annotated as Single-strand-selective monofunctional uracil-DNA glycosylase. Gene Ontology annotation, biological process: base-excision repair. Lineage: Eukaryota; Metazoa; Arthropoda; Insecta; Hymenoptera; Formicidae. The record is from RefSeq and is a predicted model, not a curated record. Gene Ontology annotation, molecular function: single-strand selective uracil DNA N-glycosylase activity; oxidized pyrimidine nucleobase lesion DNA N-glycosylase activity.
AUACGUGGGAAUUCCACAAUUUCCGAACUCUAAUUGCUCGAAUUGCUCCGAUCGUGUAUUGUGCGUGUAAGUUAUGUUAGGUUAUGUUAGCUAAACGCACGUGGUGUGUCCCGUUUCACUUUUUAAUUGCAUCUUUAUACACUUUCUACACUCAAAACUGAGACGAAUGUAUGUAAUUCAGGUAAUUCUGCUCAAUUUUGCAAAGGAGUGGGAAAAAAACGAGAUCUCAAAAGUGCAAAUGCAACGUGUAUAUUCCAUGUGUGCGUACAAUCGACGGCAUAAAUAGGAUAACAGUGGUGAGUAGACAGAAUAGACUGUAGAGAAUUCCUUUUUAUACCUAUAUGUAACGGAAUAUUCUCGGGAACGUUCGGAAGCGUUUCGUAGAGUUUGAACGAAACAACGAAAGAGAAAGAGAUAGAUCUAUUAAAACUACAUUAUUCCACAAGUAUGGUUCCUGGAUUUUAGCUGACUCUGCACUUGCAGUAAUUGAUGAUAUUUAUCAGUUCAUUCGAUCAGAGGAAUCAGAGGAAUUACAAAAAGUAUUGUGUAGUUACUGUUAUCUCGAAGGUUGAACACAUAGUUUUUUAUUGACAUAAUAUCUGCAUCUUGAAACAUUAUGUGGAAUUGUAUUUUAUAUAUCUUUAAAUUACUGACACAUUAAUUAAUACAGCCAUUUAUCGUACACAUAACUUAAACAUAAUUAUUUCAAUAUAAUAUUUAAGUAAUUCUUUCUUGAGUUUCUACAUAUAUCCGACCUUCGAAAAAUAAUUAUGUCUCAUGCAAAGAGAACUAGAGCAAAAAGUGAUGAUUUGUCAAGUGAAAAAAAACUCAAACGAUCGAAUUCAAACGUCGUAGAUUAUAUGACACAAAUACAAACGAAUUUAAGAAUUAAAAAUGUAGAUAUAAAGGAACAUACAUCUACCAUAUCUGAACCUGUUCCUAAUAAGAAAGCAAAAGAAGAUACCUCUGAGCAUGCAAUAUCUACAAUAUCUGCAUUUAUCUCUGAUAGAUUGUUAUCAAUUGAACAAGAGCUUUGUAGCAAAUUGCAAGAUAUUACUUUUCCACCAUCCAUACAAUAUAUUUACAAUCCACUCGAAUAUGCAUCUGAAACACAUGCCAUGUAUGUACACAAGUAUUGUACUGGCAUAAAAAAGAUCUUGUUUGUUGGUAUGAAUCCUGGACCAUGGGGCAUGUCACAAACUGGUGUGCCAUUUGGAGAAAUAAAUAUGGUGCGAGAUUGGCUCAAAAUCUCUGGUCCUGUUGGCAAACCCUCAAAAGAACAUCCUGAUCGAAAGGUGAUAGGAUUCCAAUGUACACGCAGUGAAGUUAGCGGAUUAAGAUUGUGGAGCCUCUUUCGAGAAUUAUGUGGAAAUCCCGAGAACUUUUUCCAAAAUGCAUACAUGCACAAUUAUUGCCCACUGGCAUUUAUGGAUGGGAAAGCUCGAAACAUCACACCGGCAGAAAUAAAGGGUGAUGGACAAAAGAUUUUACAUGAGGCUUGCGACAAAUCCCUGAUAGAUAUAAUACAACUUCUGAAAGUAGAAAUCGUCAUUGGCAUUGGCAACUAUGCCGAAAAAAGAGCACAGAUUGCAGUCCAAACAGGAGGUCUUCCAGUACAGGUGAUGGUUCUGCGACAUCCCAGUCCAAGAGCAGUAGGUAAUCAAAAUUGGAAUGAAAUAGCUAAGCAGCGGCUAAAUGAGUUGGAAUUACUUAAAUAUUUUGACAAUGCAAGUAUUACUGCUGUCUAAUUUUUCUUUUGUGUAAGAUACUAUUAUUUUUAAAGGUAUAAUCAG